Theileria equi strain WA is the source of this 1048-nucleotide messenger RNA. RefSeq lists its product as hypothetical. Gene Ontology annotation, cellular component: mitochondrial large ribosomal subunit. The record is from RefSeq and is a predicted model, not a curated record. NCBI's taxonomy places the organism in Eukaryota, Apicomplexa, Aconoidasida, Piroplasmida, Theileriidae. The transcript is spliced from 5 exons. Gene Ontology annotation, molecular function: structural constituent of ribosome. Bases 203 to 1048 code for a protein of 281 amino acids.
AUAUAGUGGGUUCCCGGUCAAAAUUAACCCUUUGGACCAACUUUAUCGUAUUCCAUCUGUCUCGUGGUGCCAGAGCGCACAAGACGGCCAUUUCUCAACCCGUCUCCAAAACUGUCUUUACAUGCCAAUAUCUCUGCAUAAAGUGCCGAUUUGCGCAUAAUUGUAACAUACAUCUAGUCUCUUGAGGGCCUAGAUAUACCAGAUGCCCCGCCAUCCCUCGCUCUUUGGCAAAUACAUUCGUCUAAAUGGAUUUGUCCAAAGGAAGGGGUUCAAGAAGACCCAAGUCAUCCAUCCCAUCCCAGUGAAGGCAUACGGGCGCGUUCCGUCUGCGUCUUCACAGACCGGUCUAUACCACGAUGAGGACUACAACUACUACACCAAGGUCGCAUACUCACUCCAAAAGACCAGAAUAAAGCUCAAGCCAAAUGUCUUUAAAAAGGAUUUUGAAUCGCACAUGUUGAAUACAACAGUUCCAAAUGUCAGAGUCACGACGAGCGCGCUCCAUGCAAUAACGGAAGAAGGAGGCUUUGACAACUAUAUUCUCAAUACCACACCCGAGCAACUUCGAUCACAGCUCGGAGAAAGACUCAGAUCUGUCUUUUACUUUUACAAACAAAACCCAGAGUUUAGAAAGCUACAAAUGCCCUGGAAAAUCUACUACUCGGAAAUGAGCAAAAAGGAUCCAAUGUUUGCAGUCUAUAAACACUUGCUUGGAAAGGAAAAGUCCGAGAAGAAACAAGCUAGAGAGUACAGGAGGUUCUCUCCAUUCUAUCUUCCUCCAGCAAAUGAUUUGAUCCCCGAAUGUCAAAACUUUGCAAAUAGCCAAGUCAAGGACAAUCUCAAACUAAACUUGUGGUGGAAGGGAGAUAAAGAAAAGGAAUUCAGAGCAAGACUUGGAGAAGCAAGAACGUUUGAUGCCGCACAUGUAGACAUUAAUCUACUAAAUGCAUACCGAAAAGGUGAGGGACGUGGUGGUGGAGGUCCUCACGGAAAAUCACUAAGAAAAAGAUCAAAGACAUUCAACUUUAACCAAGGUAGACCCUACUAA